AUGCCUCCACAAACUGUCUCGGUGCGGGCCCGACAACGUGCAAACUGGGACGCUAGCACUUGUUUGAGCAGUCAGCUACGGAGUGUUUUGAGUGAUGGAUUUUGUUGUAGUGGUGUGUUGAUUGCACGAGGCUUUCUUCUCUCUCCAGCCUUCCUUGUUGCACCGUUUUACUCAUCAGCGGAUGCUUUGAACAGAGAAGUAGAGGUGUCAGCACUGGUUGUCGGUCCACAUCAAAAGAAGAAUGGAGAGACAUCGAUUGAAGGAAAAGGAGAAAAGAUGUUUCAAUGGGUUGCAUGCACUGUCGUUCGAUUAUUUAGAAAUGAGGGUUUUUAUCAGUUAAUGCAAAAAUAUUUUCCUGAAAGUGAAUUCAAUCAUUUUUCAUCAUAUAAAAUUGAGUCUGGAGUAGAUGAGGAACUUCGAGACUUACAGUUGGGGUCAGGGAUUAGUUUCUCGGAUUUUCUUAUCCUUCAACUAGAGCAAUGGCCUUUUAGUGCAUCGUUUGAUCCCUUGAUUUGUGCUGGAUCUGUUUCUAAGGCCGACCGAGUGUACGUCUACGGCUGUCCUUUUGGGUGGACGUUACCCGAAGUCUUUCACGGCAGCGUGUCGUCUGGCAUCGUGUCUAACAUGCUUGGUCCGCGUCAUGAAAUGCUCAUCACCGAUGCUCGGUGUGUGGAUGGAAUAGAAGGAGGCGCAGUGACAGUUAGUGUUGACAACGAGGAAUGUCUCGUCGGUGUUGUAGUCACUCGAAUCAUGGGCAAGUCUGAUGCAUGUGCGUCCAGUCUGGCUUUGGUUUGUUCGAUUGACAGCAUUAGAAAGUCAUUGGAUGCAUCUGAACCUCAACUUGCUUCAAUUUUGUUUGACAGUUUGAAAACACGUGCUGAUGUUUUCCGAGCAAAUAAGGCAGUGGACAGUGUGGUACGCAUUAUUGCUGGUUGUAAUGCAGGGUCGGGUGUCAUUAUCGAUUCUGACCUAAAUCUUGUGUUGACCUGUGGUCAUGUAGUCCAGUGUUCCACCACUUGUGUUCACGUGCAAUUUCCUUGUGAACAAACUGAUGGUGCACACUCGAUUUGCUCUGCCGAUGUCGUGUGGAUUUCUGACGUGCCGGAUAUUGCUGUACUGAAAUUAAACACCUCGGCUCGACUACGGUCUCUUACUCUGUAUGCCGGUGAUCCAUAUGCUCUCACACAGUCUAGCAUUUAUCUCAUUGGUCACAUAAAACUAUCCCAUCGUGACACUGGAUUGACGAUGACUCAUGGCAUUGUAUCGAAUGUUGUUUGUGAUGGCACUCAACCUGUUAUGCUACACACGUCAGCUGUAAUUGAUGAAGGGGCAAGCGGAGGAGCCGUAAUCAUAGGCAAUACGAAUGAGUUGGUGGGUAUAGCAGCAUGUAACGUGAGCGAUGAAACUGGUCAUAUGAGAUAUCGUGAUAUCAGUCUUGCUAUACCAGUGACUUGGAUUCGGUCGGUCAUACAAAAGAUCAAGAGAAAAGGACAGCUUAGUGAUGCCCGACAAUAUUUAUUGAGCAGUGAAACUGCAAAGCUCCUUUGGCAAUUGCAGAGCAAACGAGACCAUCAGACUCUAAAGUCAAAGUUAUGAUUUCAUAGUAAAACACUUUUCGUUUGCAGUAAAGGACUGAGAUAACAACAAAGGUAAAUUGUGUAUGUUUUAUUAAUUUCACAUAAAAUGCUUGUUUAUACUGACAUUAUCAUUGUUUUGUUUGAACAGAGGCAUGACAAUACUAUACAUGUAUGGACGACUUUGCUCAAUGGCAGAGUUAAACUUGUAAGGAAGUUGGUAUUCUAGUGUGAUGACUCGUUGUCAUUGAUGACAACUAUGAUGCCUCCAGUCUCAACAACCCAGUGUAGCCAAAAGUCAGAGCGCCUGUUUGGCUGUACUGCAUAGUUGCUCUGAGCUGCACCAGACUGUAAGGAUAUGAGUUGCUAAUAAGUUAUGGCACAUUGUGCAAUACUUGGUAUUAGCCUUGCAGAAACUCGAACUGUCAGUACAGCCACAGAAAGGGCAGUAAAUCAGUUCAGUCUAGACUGACUGGAAAGGACUAGGUUAUGUGGUUAGUUUGGUCAACCCACAUGGCAGCCUCCUCCAGAUUAGUGAAGUCUGCUAUGAAUAGCAAUUAAUUUAACUUAAUGAAGAGAGUCAAGGCUGAAGUAUUGGAUAAUACAGAAAAAGCAUCCAGGACUGAUAGAAUACCAUAGAUACACUUUGUGGGUAUACGUAAGUAUAAUUGACCAUCAGAGCAGGCAACAAAAGCAUACAGAAUGCAUGCAACACCCACUAAACAGUAAGCUAUUUAGUAAAGACAUGGACAAUGACAUACACUACAUGUAUUGCACAUUUACGUAGUCAACAGAUAGACAAUUGACUUGUUGGAAUAAAAUAAAAAACCUGGACCAAUUAGUAACGAGUUUGGGUACACAACCACGUACCCACCUCAGAUACAUACAUCUCAGAUUUCCCUGGAUUUACGCAAAGUUUCUGUGCCAUCUAUAUUUGAACAGAUGGCUGCAUGUAAAACAUGUGAUCCUUUCGUUUUCCACAAAUUAUGUGUAAUAAAGCGGUAGAGUGAGGUGUUAGUCAAGAGUAGGCGGUGUCUUCAACUGGUCACAGCCAGAAUCUUAGUUCAUAUGCUAGCGUCUACAGUGCCAUCGUUUAUUUGCUUCCUCUAUUGGUGUGACACAUAGUUGACAAUAAUUGUUGCUAAGUUUUGGACUGUAGUAUCAUUAUGGUUGUGCUCUUGAUCAUGACUGGUUUGACGCUGUCCGUCAGCAUCUUCUUCAUGUUUCACCGCUUAUUCCUCACGGCGGUUGAGAAUUUUAAUAGUAAGAGUCCUCGAAAGAACCGUUUCUUCCGCGCGGCUUGUGAAUCUACUAGUGAUCCCAAGUUCAUGUGCACUCAACAAUCGAAAGCUACGGGAGAUGGAAACGCUGUGAAGUCGUCUGUCAAUUUCGGAAAUGAUGACGUUUCGUGCACUAAUGUCGGUUCGACACAGCAAUCUGUGUGCGUCCGAGAGGUGCGUGAGUCACGACAGGAUGUGACUCCCCCCAAUCAGGGCUUGACAACAGAGAAUAAGAGCACUACGGACAUCAAUUUGUCGGCCGGAUCUGCCAAUCUAGAUGUAUCAAAUUCGGACGUGGAUAGUGGGACAUCCGCAAGUGUUGGUUUGAAGCGGAUGGCGGUACCGGUUGUGGGCACUGCAUCUUCUCAGAGCCUUCAUUUUGCGGUUAUGAAGAAUACUACCAAGAAUAAGACACACAGAGGAGAAGACAGUGUGCACCAGUCCCAGUCUGAUAUCAUGCCGACCAGACAAGAAUUGGAGGAAUUGGAUGAGGAAUUGGAUGAAGAGGAUGCUUCAGCCGAGAUAAUUGGGGACUCCGACUACAUCGAUCCAGCCAAAUCAGCCCAGUCUCAACAUUCACAUGUAUCAUCUUACACUCAGACUGACAGCAACACAAUGGCAUCAGUUCAGCCUCAACUUUUACCUCAAAAGCGAUUUCUGUACAAUUUCACAAACCCUCGCUGUCCUGAUUUUCGAAUUGCAAUGUCUGAAAAGUACUCUUUGAUGCAACAGCAAGACAAUCAGUCACAGUGUUGCAAUGAAUUGUCUCUUAGGUAUCAUGAAGAAUCGCAGGUGAUGUCACUGCUGAACUUACUUGAUGUCACCUACUCUAUAGUGAGAAGAGCCACUGGUGCAAUGCAGUCUAGAGUACAGGGUCUGACCAAGUCAUGAACAGCUAAUUAUUAAUUAAAUUAGAGUAGUUUGUGCAUAUUUUCUUCACAAGCAAACCACAAGGGCCUGAAACCUAUGGGGCCCAAUGCCUACACAUCUGAGUGUAACUUUGUAAUUCACGUGUACCAUUGGAUGAUCUGUUAGAGUUGUAGUUGUUGUGCAAAAAUCUUUGGAGUCUUUUAUAUUUUCAAGUUGGCCUCUCUACUGUAUCAACAAAAUUUAAUUAGCACUGUACACUCUGUAUAUACAGCUACAUGGCUUCUCUAUGCAAUUUAUGUUUCUGAUUUACACUUGA
This is a messenger RNA of Corticium candelabrum, 4040 nucleotides long. RefSeq names its product peroxisomal leader peptide-processing protease-like. The record is from RefSeq and is a predicted model, not a curated record. NCBI's taxonomy places the organism in Eukaryota, Metazoa, Porifera, Homoscleromorpha, Homosclerophorida, Plakinidae. Gene Ontology annotation, cellular component: peroxisome. Gene Ontology annotation, biological process: regulation of fatty acid beta-oxidation; protein processing. Gene Ontology annotation, molecular function: serine-type endopeptidase activity. The coding region runs from base 1 to 1596 and encodes 531 amino acids. The transcript is spliced from 3 exons.